Messenger RNA from Rhea pennata, 806 nucleotides. RefSeq names its product transmembrane protein 126A (gene TMEM126A). Gene Ontology annotation, biological process: mitochondrial respiratory chain complex I assembly. The record is from RefSeq and is a predicted model, not a curated record. Bases 109 to 738 code for a protein of 209 amino acids. The transcript is spliced from 5 exons. Lineage: Eukaryota; Metazoa; Chordata; Aves; Rheiformes; Rheidae. Gene Ontology annotation, cellular component: mitochondrion.
GGGAGGGGAGGGGAGGAAAGGAGCAGCCGCUGGGGCCGCGCUGGGCACCGGGGAAGGUCGCGCCGGGGGCAACACGGCCCCGGGGCUGGAAACACCCCUGGCUGCAAGAUGACGGGAAGAGAGUUUCUGGAGUUAAAUUCUGCACAGCAAAGUCUACGCUUGGAAAGAUUAAAGCAGAUGGAAAUCAUGCUGAAGUUGCUUGAAGGGCUUCCCAAAAAAGAUCAGAACCUUUUUAAUCAUGGAUCAUACUUCCUGGCAGGAAAUUCAAGCAUAUGCGGCUUAACAGCAAAUAAUUUCUUCAGACGCACCCUAAAUAUCACAAAGGCUCCCUUUAUAUCUGCUUUGCCAAUGGCCGUUAUACCAUUUUUAUCAACAGCAGCAGUUUAUGAAGUUUUUUUGCGUCAGCCUUUAUUUUUAGGUGACCUGAACUGUGAGGUCUGUGCUGUGGUCAGAGGAGGAUUAAUAGGCGCUGUUGUGGGUGGUCUCUAUCCUUUUCUUGUGGCUCUUCCUGUGAAUGCAAGCCUUGCAGCCAGGUAUUCUUCAGCUCCCUUGCCAGGGAAAGAGAAUCUAUUACGCUUCUGGCACAGAGCUUCUCAACCUGUCUUUAAAAAGAUGAGUUUUGGUAUACUUAUACAGGCCCUAACUGGAAUUUACCUUGCCACUAAACAUCAUGGAAUAUAUCUCAAAGUGCUGCAGCAGAUAAAACCUAGCAGGGAUCCUGAAGAGCUUGAAGCCUGAAGCUGAACAAUAAAAAAUUCCUAGUUGCCUUGGACAGGUGACCAUAAUAAACAAAGAAAGAAGUUGUU